This is a messenger RNA of Galendromus occidentalis (western predatory mite), 1374 nucleotides long. RefSeq names its product histone H3.v1. The coding region runs from base 185 to 1078 and encodes 297 amino acids. The record is from RefSeq and is a predicted model, not a curated record. The transcript is spliced from 2 exons. NCBI's taxonomy places the organism in Eukaryota, Metazoa, Arthropoda, Arachnida, Mesostigmata, Phytoseiidae.
GCGCUUCUUCCCCCACACUCACAGCGCAACCUCGCUGAUUCGCUCCAUUAUUGUCAGUCCUCAAUCCGAUGCCACAGCUCUCCGGUUGAAACGCGACCAGGGGAUAUCGAACCAGGAUUAGGAGCCUUUUGAGGGGCUGAUUCAAGUUUUUGUGCUCAGACUCGCCGACCCCGAGAGUUUCAUCAUGAUUACCUUGUCGAGAAAGCUGAAAAUUCUUGCCGUCGGAGGCGCCGCUUGGUACCUGUCAGACAGUGAUCGUCGGUCCGAACUCCUCUCAAAAGUCCUCCGACGGGACUCGUCGAAUCGACAGGAGCAGGCGCAGAACCCGAUUGCCGAGCGGAGACUUUCGGGAAGAGCCCACGGAGAAUCCACAGGAUUUACCAUCGAACGCAGCGGAGUAUCUGAAUCGCACGACCUCCCGUCUUGGCAAAAAAUCCUAGCUAGCCGGCUCGUUCUCGCGGUCCAGCAGCAUAAGCCCGGACCGAGCCCUCCCGGCGGAGAAAAAGAUACUCCCAAGAAUGGCGUACCCGCCGCUCAUGCCGAGGAUGACGACGACGACGAUGAUGAUGAGGAGGAUGAAGAGGAAGAGGAGGGUGAGGAGGAUGAAGAGGAGAAUGACGAAGAGGGUCCCCAUGAACCGAACGCACCCCCCCUGGAAGCAUACGACGAUGUCGAUACUGAUAUUGAUGACGACUACGACAACGUGUUCGAUUUUCCGCGCUUCGAGAAUAACCCGGGUGCUUCCGGACCGCCUGUAGACCGCCCACCGGGCACCGGCAUAUCGCCGAAGAGAGAAAGCUCGAGUGAUGAACUAUCAUCUCUCGACGAUGAAUCCCAGGGCCGCGCCGCUAAAGCUGGUGACGCCGAAGCGGCGGGGCCAAGCGACACUUCGGCUUCCCCACCCGCUCGUCGAGUUAGUUUCAAGGAUCCCGCUCCGGAACAAACUGUACCGGCCCAUCUACGUCGGCCCUUGCUUGUCGGGGGGCAUGCAGGAGCAGGCAGCUCUAGCGAACCACAACGGAGUCCGGAAAGCAAGGGCAAGGAGUCGACUAGUAAGGUUGAGAAAGAAGAAGAGUAAAUUUAGAAAAAACUUCCGAUGAAACUUUUGUGGAUGCGGCACGGCAAACCGAGGCGAUGUCGGCCGAGACUGUCGAGGAGGCUGCUCGUGUGAAAUGAUGAUUUAAGCUUAAAAAAAUGACGCACAUUGAAUGCGAUCCAUAUUUGAUGUAUUCAGACAGGUUUAUAGAUGAUGAAUUUUCGAUUGAAAUGAAAGAAAUGCUCGGAUGAGCAAAAUUUGACGCAACUCCGAGAGACACCAAACGACUCCAUUAUGAAUUGAGCAUUAAUAAAUCUCUAGAUGCUAACAAACAAAAC